This is a messenger RNA of Anopheles nili, 453 nucleotides long. RefSeq lists its product as uncharacterized. The record is from RefSeq and is a predicted model, not a curated record. Lineage: Eukaryota; Metazoa; Arthropoda; Insecta; Diptera; Culicidae. The coding region runs from base 1 to 453 and encodes 150 amino acids. The transcript is spliced from 2 exons.
AUGUUGAAGUUUAUUUGUUUAGUUGCCCUUGUGGCUCUGGCCUCUGCCGCACCCCCAUCCAGACCGAGCUUCCAACCGUCACAGCUCCAGGGAACAAAACUUGUCUCUUCCGGUUUUGCUCGCAUAGCCAGGAAUGCAGACCCAACAAACGGUCCAGUGGCCACCGAUGAUGCCAACGCUCCGAAGACGGCUAUCGAUGCCGGUGAAAAGGACGACAUGGAUAAGGCAGAAACCUUUGGAUAUGGAUAUUACCAUCAUUAUCCUUCCUACGGCUACGGAUAUGGCGGCUACGGUGGAUAUGGUGGAUACGGAGGAUACAGCGCAUACAGUGCACCAUACGGCUAUGGAGGCUAUGGUGGAUAUGGCGGUUAUGGCGGAUACGGAUCAUACCCGUACUCCUACGGCUACGGAGGAUACCCAUCCAGCUACGGCUAUGGAAGUUACUUGUACUGA